Nerophis ophidion (straightnose pipefish) is the source of this 2670-nucleotide messenger RNA. It is a transcript of the gene scinlb, whose product is annotated as scinderin like b. Gene Ontology annotation, cellular component: cytoplasm; actin cytoskeleton. Gene Ontology annotation, molecular function: phosphatidylinositol-4,5-bisphosphate binding; actin filament binding. Gene Ontology annotation, biological process: actin filament severing; actin polymerization or depolymerization; barbed-end actin filament capping. Lineage: Eukaryota; Metazoa; Chordata; Actinopteri; Syngnathiformes; Syngnathidae. The record is from RefSeq and is a predicted model, not a curated record.
UGCUCUCCGCCAAUCAGCGCGCGGGAUCCUGACAGAGGCCCCGCCCCCCCCCCCUCCUCCUCCUCCGUCUCCCCCCCUCCGAGGAUCUGAGUGUCACUCCCACAUCUGCAGCUUCCACGGACACGUCUUCUCCACUCAUCUCCUGCAAAUCACAGUCAUCAUGGUGUCCCACAAGGAGUUUGCGGGUGCAGGCAAGCAGCCAGGCUUGCAGGUGUGGCGCAUCGAGAACUUGGACCUGAAGGCCGUGCCCAAGGCCCUGCACGGCAAUUUUUACACCGGCGACGCUUACUUGCUGCUCUUCACCACCGCCGCGCCCUCCUACAACAUCCACAUGUGGCUGGGUGAUGAAUGCUCGCAGGACGAGAGCGGCGCGGCCGCCAUCUUUGCCACACAGCUGGAUGACUUCCUGGGCGGGGGCCCGGUGCAAUUCAGGGAGCUGCAGAAAAGCGAGUCCAACACCUUCCUGGGCUACUUUAAGUCCGGCAUCAAGUACCAGAGAGGUGGCGUGGCGUCUGGUUUUCAACACGUGGUGACCAACGACAUGGACGUCAAACGUCUGCUGCACAUCAAAGGUCGCAGGGCUAUCAGAGCCACCGAGGUGGACCUGUCCUGGUCCAACUUCAACAAGGGAGACUGCUUCAUUAUUGACCUGGGAAAGGAGGUUUAUCAGUGGUGUGGCAGCGAGUGUAACCGCUUCGAGAGGCUGAAGGCCUCCCACGUGGCCAUCGGCAUAAGGGACAACGAGAGGAACGGACGAGCCCGGCUGCACAUGGUGGACGAGGGCGAGGAGCCUGCUGCCAUCCUGGAGGUGCUGGGGCCCAAAGGGGCCAUUGCUCCAAGUACUCCUGAUGAUGACAAAGUGGAAGCCUCAAAUAGGAAGAAGGGCGCCCUCUACAUGAUCUCGGAUGCGUCCGGUCCCAUGAAGUUGUCCAGCGUGGCGCCGUGCAGCCCCUUCAAACAGGCCAUGUUGUCACCUGACGAGUGCUACAUCCUGGACAACGGCGUGGACGCGAACAUAUUUGUUUGGAAAGGUCCGAAAGCCAACUCGUCUGAGCGCAAGGCCGCCAUGGCUGCGGGUCAGAUGUUCAUCAAAGAAAAAGGAUACAGCCACAAGACAAAGAUCCAAGUGCUUCCUGCCGGAGCCGAGACCACGCUGUUCAAGCAGUUCUUCAGCGACUGGAAGGACAAGGACGAGACCACCGGUCCGAGUCAGGCCUACGCCAUCGGCCGCAUAGCCAAAGUGGAGCAGGUGCCUUUCGACGCGUCCAGCCUGCACACCAACAAGGCCAUGGCGGCUCAGCACGGCAUGGUGGAUGACGGCAAGGGCGACUUCCAGAUCUGGCGUGUGGACAACGGUGACAAGGUCCCCUUGGAUCCGUCCUUCUACGGCCACUUCUACGGGGGCGACUGUUACCUCAUCCUCUACAGCCACAAGCGCGGCCACGUCAUUUAUACUUGGCAGGGGCUGAAAGCCACACAAGACGAACUUGCCGCAUCAGCAUUCCUCACCGUGAAGCUGGAUGACUCAAUGGGAGGAUCCCCCGUUCAGGUGAGGGUCACCCAGGGACAGGAGCCCCCACACCUGAUGAGCCUGUUCAGGGGCAAACCUAUGAUCAUCCACCUUGGGGGGACGUCCCGCAAAGGUGGACAGACUCAAACCAGCAGCACUCGCCUCUUCCACAUCCGCCAGAGCUCCGCCCACGCCACCCGCGCUGUCGAGGUUCAAGCGUCGGCUUCCAAUCUCAACACCAACGACGUCUUUGUGCUGAAGUCGCCCGGCGGACUGUUUGUGUGGCGAGGAGUGGGCGCCAGCGAUGACGAAAUGCAGGCCGCCAAGCAUGUGGAGCUUCCUGGGGGAAGUGCCAGCUCUGUUUCAGAGGGAAAAGAACCAGCGGCGUUCUGGUCCGCCCUCGGUGGCAAGAAGGAAUACCAGACCUCCAAGACUCUGCAGAAUGUGGUCAAACCGCCGCGUCUGUUUGGCUGUUCCAACAAAACGGGAAGGCUCAUCGUGGAAGAAGUGCCAGGAGACUUCACCCAGUCUGACUUGGCCACUGAUGAUGUCAUGAUCCUGGACACCUGGAGCCAACUCUUUAUUUGGGUCGGUAACGACGCGAACACGCAGGAAAAAGCUGGAGCUCCCAAAAUAGCGAGAGACUACGUGGACUUGGACCCAGCCGGCCGUAAGGGGCUGCCCAUCACCACCAUCAAGCAGGGAGCCGAGCCGCCCACCUUCACCGGCUGGUUCCAUGCUUGGGACCCCAAGAUGUGGGAGACAGAUCCCCUGGAGAGGAUCCGUGCUCGUUUCUGAGCACCAAACUCUUCGCUAACUUUGCACCUAUUUAGCAGCUGUUGCCCGACAUUCCCUUACCUCCAAAUCCUUAAGUGCCAAAAGCCCAGCUUGCAGUCAGACUGAAGGCCGAGAGGGAUCAGAGUGGUCUAGAAAAGGAGGCUUUUUUUGUAUUGAUUGGAUCUAAUAGUUGCUAAUAUUUCCUCGAAUACUAAUACUUCCUUUACAUUUAUGUAAAGGAAGUAGGCGAGAUGCUGCAGACAGCUUUUACGUCUGGAUUGUGCUACUUGGGAGAAGUUGCAUGCUGCAUUUUCUUUGUUGUAUAUGCAUGCACGCAUUUAUCACCGUGUCCACGCUUUCAAAUAAAACUCCCGCAGCUCAAA